Ipomoea triloba (trilobed morning glory) is the source of this 933-nucleotide messenger RNA. RefSeq lists its product as uncharacterized. Bases 1 to 933 code for a protein of 310 amino acids. The record is from RefSeq and is a predicted model, not a curated record. NCBI's taxonomy places the organism in Eukaryota, Viridiplantae, Streptophyta, Magnoliopsida, Solanales, Convolvulaceae. The transcript is spliced from 2 exons.
AUGAGUAGUUCUACAAAUGGACAGAAUGAUGAGGUGGUUGAUGAAAUUAACAUGUACUAUGAUUGUCGGUACAUAUCAGCAUGUGAAGCAACGUGGAGGCUUUUUGGGUAUGCAAUACAUUAUCGGAAGCCACCUGUGGAAAGGUUAAAUUUUCACUUAGAGCACCAACAGAAUGUUGUCUAUGGUGAAGAUCAGACACUCGAUGAGAUUGUGGAGAACCAAACAGUUAAGCAGAGCCAAUUCACAGCUUGGUUUGAGGCAAAUAAGAAAUACGAAGAUGCACGUUCUCUCACUUAUGCAGAGUUCCCAAGUAAGUUUGUUUGGAAACAAGACCUGCGUGAAUGGCAACCAAGAAAGAGAGGAUUUUCCAUAGGACGAUUGUUCUAUGUUCCGUCAGGUUGUGGAGAAUUAUACUAUCUAAGAUGCCUUUUAAAUCUAAUACGUGGACCUUCAAGCCACGAUGAUAUACGCACUGUUGCUGGAGUCAUUCACAAAUCAUAUAGAGAUGCAUGUUAUGAAUAUGGUUUAUUAGAUGAUGACAAGGAGUACAUCGACGGCAUAACUGAUUCGAGCUACUGGGCUUCUGCGUCUGCUUUAAGAAGAUUGUUUGCUACGCUUCUGAGUUCAAGUACAAUCAGUAGGCCAGAGGUCGUAUGGGAUGCUGUUUGGGAAUUUCUUGCAGAAGAUGCACAGUUUCAUCAUCGACGUCGCAUGAACAAUCCAGAUUCCAAUAAGAAACAGUUUGCUCUUGUGGAAUUGGAGAAAUUGUUAUCUUUGUGGGGGAAGAGUCUGAGAGACUUUCCACAAAUGCCACUUCCAGAUGAAACCAACAUCGGGUUUAUGGAAAACAUGUUGAUAGCUGAAGAGUUGGCGUAUGAUAAGGAAUCAUUGAAGAUAGAACAUGAAACAUUAAUAACACAAUUGACAGAAUAG